GUCCGCUGCGACAACAUUUUUCUUCUCAACUUGGUCCGUUUUCUUCUUCAACGACGUUUUCCUUCAGAUAACAGCUGCUUUCAUCUCACCAUGACUCGGAGGUGAUCUUCAGAGUGUCCGGGUGGUUCUGGGGUUCCAGGUUGGUGUGGUGAGAGAGCAAGCUAACUACGGGGUGGAGCACUGCCUGGGGCAUUUUGUCCCUGGCUGUCAAGUGACUAAGGAAGGGGCUUGGCAAACUGUUCUGCAGCAUGGAGAAGGAAGAUAUAAAGGUCCUCAACAAGGGGGACGAGGAGGAGAUGGAGCUGCAGGGCUACCGUCUGUGCCGUUGGCGGUUGGCCCUCGUGGGCCUCGGGGUGCUGUGUACAGGGGGCUUCCUCCUCCUGCUGCUCUACUGGAUGCCAGAGUGGUGUGUCAAAUCCACCUGCACCCGUACCACAGCCCGUGAUGCGGAAGUGGUGUUGCUGCGCUCCACGGAUGAGUUCCGGCGCUGGUUCCUGGCUAAGGUUCGAGUGAUGCUGGCCCCGGGGAGCAACCCCUUCCACAGCCUGGAGACCCAGACCACCUCCCCCUCCUCCCCUUCCUCUCCCUCCUGCCCCUUGUCCCCUGACUCCACCUCACUGGCCAACGGACACACCCCUCACGCCUCUGAUAGCAGCCCCGCUGAGGAGCUCAUCAGAAGAUUCGCCGAUUACCAGCCCACACAGAUUCGCUAUUUUACCUUCCAUAGCACAAAGUAUUAUUGGAACGACGAGGUGCAGAACUUUGAGGUUUUAAAUGGCCUGGAGGAUCUGCAGGUCAGCUGCUCGACCCUCCACUCGGAGCACAGUGCAGGCCUGACCAGGAACCAGCAGGAGUACAGGAAACUGUUCUUCGGAGUGAAUGAAAUUGCAGUGAAAGUGCCUUCUGUUUUCAAGCUGCUUAUCAAAGAGGUCCUCAAUCCUUUCUACAUCUUCCAGCUCUUCAGUGUGAUCCUGUGGAGUGCCGAUGAGUAUUACUACUAUGCUGUGGCCAUUGUUUUCAUGUCGGUCAUAUCCAUAGCUACCUCUCUGUACACCAUCAAAAAGCAAUACGUCAUGCUUCAUGAUAUGGUGGCAGCUCACAGUAUUGUCCGUGUGUCUGUAUGCCGAGCCAACAACGAUAUUGAAGAGAUUUUGUCUACUGACCUGGUGCCUGGGGAUGUGAUCGUCAUCCCCAGCAAUGGGACCAUAAUGCCAUGUGACGCCGUGCUGGUCAGCGGCACCUGCAUUGUCAAUGAAAGCAUGCUCACAGGUGAGAGCGUUCCCGUGACAAAGACCAAUCUCCCAAACCCGGUGCCAGGUGAGAGGGGGGAGGAGGCUGACGGUGCCUACAGCACAGAGGAGCAUAAGAGACACACACUCUUCUGUGGCACCCACGUCAUCCAGACCCGUUUCUACACAGGCGAACUAGUCAAGGCUGUGGUGGUCCGCACAGGUUUCGGCACAGCCAAAGGCCAGCUGGUGCGCUCCAUACUUUACCCCAAACCUACCGACUUCAAGCUGUACCGUGAUGCCUACCUCUUCCUGUUAUGUCUGGUGGCUGUGGCUGGAAUCGGAUUUGUCUACUCCAUCGUCCUCAGCAUCAUGAACAAGGUUCCAGCAAAGACCAUCAUCAUUGAGUCCCUGGACAUCAUCACCAUCACUGUGCCACCUGCGCUGCCAGCUGCCAUGACAGCUGGUAUUGUGUACGCCCAGCGACGCCUCAAACACAUUGGCAUUUUCUGCAUUAGCCCACAGAGGAUUAAUAUUUGCGGGCAGAUCAAUCUGGUCUGCUUUGACAAGACUGGAACUCUUACAGAAGAUGGAUUAGAUUUAUGGGGAGUCCAAAGAGUUGAGAAUGGCAGUUUCCACCUGUCAGAGGAAAAUGCCUACAAGGAGAAUCUGGUCAAGACCCAGUUUGUGGCUUGCAUGGCCACCUGCCACUCUCUCACCAAAAUAGAGGGCCAGCUGUCUGGAGACCCAUUGGACCUCAAAAUGUUUGAGGCUACAGGCUGGAUCCUGGAGGAGGCCACUGAGGAGGAAACGGCUCUUCACAACCGUAUCAUGCCAACUGUGGUUCGACCCCCAAAGCAGCUGUUGCCCCCAGAACCUGCUGUAUCCCCAGAACAGGACAUGGAACUUUAUGAGCUGUCGUCAGCGUAUGAGAUAGGUAUCGUGCGCCAGUUCCCUUUUUCCUCAGCACUCCAGAGGAUGAGUGUGGUGGCUCGUCUGCUGGGGGAAAAACGUAUGGAUGCCUACAUGAAGGGGGCACCAGAGGUGGUGGCGAGUCUCUGCAAGAAAGAGACAGUGCCAGACAAUUUUGCAGAGGUUUUGGAAAGCUAUACCAAGCAGGGUUUCAGGGUCAUAGCUCUGGCUCACCGUCGUCUUGAAUCGAAAGUCUCCUGGCACAAAGCCCAGAACAUUAGCAGGGAUCACAUUGAGAAAAACAUGGAGUUCCUGGGUCUGAUUAUCAUGCAGAACAAGCUGAAAACAGAAACCCCAGGAGUACUGCAAGACCUCCACCGAGCCAACAUCCGCACUGUCAUGGUUACCGGUGACAACAUGCUGACAGCCAUCUCGGUGGCUCGAGACUGUGGAAUGAUCCCUCCACAGGACACAGUUAUAAUUGCAGAUGCCCUACCCCCCCAUGACGGACAGUCCGCCAAAAUCAUCUGGAGAUACGCCGACAAACCAAGCAAGACAUCUCGCCUGGAGGAAAUAAACAUCAGCCUGGAGGACGUGUGUCAUGUAGACGAGCCCAAAAGGCAAGAGCUGUAUCACUUUGCUAUGAAUGGAAAAUCAUUUGCGGUCAUUGCAGAGCAUUUCACCGACAUGCUUCAAAAGCUGGUGCUGCACGGGACAGUGUUUGCCAGGAUGGCCCCGGAUCAGAAAACCCAGCUCAUUGAGGCGCUGCAGGGUGUAGACUACUUUGUGGGUAUGUGCGGAGACGGAGCAAAUGACUGCGGGGCUUUAAAGAGGGCUCAUGGUGGCAUCUCUCUGUCAGAGCUUGAGGCUUCUGUCGCCUCUCCCUUCACCUCCAGGACGCCUAACAUCUCCUGUGUCCCCAGCCUCAUCAGGGAGGGUCGUGCUGCUCUUAUAACUUCCUUCUGUGUGUUCAAGUUCAUGGCCCUCUACAGCAUCAUCCAGUAUAUCAGUGUCACUCUCCUUUACUCUAUUCUUAGUAACCUUGGAGACUUCCAGUUCCUCUUCAUUGACAUUGCCAUCAUCCUCCUCAUUGUCUUUACCAUGAGUCUGAACCCAGCGUGGAAAGAGCUGGUGUCACGUCGUCCCCCAUCAGGUCUGAUCUCAGGACCUCUGCUGUUCUCUGUGCUGACGCAGAUUCUCAUCUGCUUGGGCUUCCAGACCAUUACAUUCCUUUGGGUCCGACAGCAGCCCUGGUACACGGUCUGGACACCGCUUUCCGAUGUCUGCAACCAUUCAUCGCACAUUAACAUGUCUGACCUCAACGACACAGAAUUGGACGACCACAACAUCAAAAAUUUUGAGAACACCAGCCUCUUUUAUGUGUCCUGCUUCCAGUAUCUCAUUGUUGCCAUUGUCUUCUCAAAGGGCAAACCAUUCAGACAGCCUAGCUACAAAAAUUGGCCUUUUGUGCUAUCUGCUGUGGGUUUGUACGCUUUCCUGCUGUUCAUCAUGUUCCAUCCUAUUGAAAGCAUUGAUAAGUUUCUAGAGAUUGUUUGUGUUCCAUUUGAAUGGAGGCUAAAACUCUCCUUGAUCAUCUUAGUCAAUGCUGCUGUGUCUGUUGUGGUAGAGACCUUCAUCAUUGACAUCGUCUUAUGGAAGCUUGUGUUCAGCCGAGACAAACAGGGCAGCUUUGUCGACACUCCUGCCGCCCCGACACCACAGGGGGGCAUAGACCUGCGGGCAUACAAGUGUCUGUCCUGGGUGUGCUGUCCACGCAAGAUGACACCCAAGGCUCGCUACAUGCAUCUGGCCCAGGAGCUCAGUGUUGACCCCGACUGGCCACCAAAGCCAACCACCACUACUGAAGCCAAGCCCUGCCCAGAAAAUGGUUCCGCCUAUCAAAUCAUGAUCAACUCCUAGCAUCCACAACGUCCCUCCCAGUAUCCAAUACCCGCUUCAUACAGGAGACAUGACCAUGACACGUUUGGUGAACGCACAUUCAAUCUAUUCAUAUGAAACUGUCACAGGCUUUUUACUUGUUACUGUUCAGAAGCUCGCAUCUAAUACUGUAGUUCCAGAGACAUUACUGCAAAAACCAGAGACUUACACAUAAAUACCAAAUAAAGUUAAGUUUCUGUUAUCUCUGAACUCUUGCUCUCUCUGGCUUGCCCACUCGUGCGCCCUCAGGUCUCUUACUUACAUCAGUAAAAUUAAAUUCCCAUCGCUUAUAGCAAGGCCUGUUCACCUAGGCUGAACAACAUCCGACUCAUAGGCGCGUUGAGAAGCCAGGUCAGAUUAGCGUGUUGACCAAGAAUUUAAUACCCGCCUGACUUUGUCUGUCUAGAAGGGGUAUAGAGGGGCAAUAGAGACUUGAGUCUAUUUCAGAGCUAGCCUCUGACAUACAUGUGCUGUCAGGAACAUCAUAGGAAGUGUAGGUCUUGUGCCAGAAGAUUUCUGUCAUACAAUUGUUAAAAAUACUGAGAUUAAGAGGGUUGUUUGACACAGACUCUGGAUUUUGAGGGAAAUUACUUUAAAAAGAGGUUCCACUUAAAAACUGAGCUUUUCAAACAGUGGUGAAUACUGGAAAGAUUUGGAGGUGGUCAUUGUCUGAUCUGUAGCAGCAAAAAUGUAAAUCUUCAUAUUUUUGUGCAGUCACCACCGCACAAUUAAGCCCUUCAUUUAGUGCAUAACCUUUGUUGUGGGCAGUGCAGGCUCGGAUUGCUACUAUGUAGUGGUCUUAUACAGUUAAUAUACUGUACAUACAUGUUGUUUUAAUGAGUUUGCAUAACCACCUGGCAAGCACUCAUUAGAAAGCAUAGAUUUAUAACCAAAAAUAAAAAUUCACCAUAGACCCCCAGUGAUGAAUAAAAUGACUAAUGACUUAUUUGUAUUCAAAUAAUCUGUCAAGCACACUGUACAUUGCAGCAGAUUAGGAGUCUUUGAAUGCUUGCAAUCAACAGACUGAAGUU
Molecule: messenger RNA, 5110 nt
Organism: Scomber japonicus (chub mackerel)
Lineage: Eukaryota; Metazoa; Chordata; Actinopteri; Scombriformes; Scombridae
Gene: atp13a3
Product: ATPase 13A3
Exons: 34
Coding region: 249-4061 (1270 amino acids)
Biological process (GO): polyamine transmembrane transport; intracellular calcium ion homeostasis
Cellular component (GO): late endosome membrane
Molecular function (GO): ATPase-coupled monoatomic cation transmembrane transporter activity; P-type ion transporter activity; polyamine transmembrane transporter activity
Source: RefSeq, a predicted model, not a curated record